Molecule: messenger RNA, 1310 nt
Organism: Meleagris gallopavo (turkey)
Lineage: Eukaryota; Metazoa; Chordata; Aves; Galliformes; Phasianidae
Gene: DDX28
Product: DEAD-box helicase 28
Molecular function (GO): ATP binding; RNA helicase activity; nucleic acid binding
Source: RefSeq, a predicted model, not a curated record
GCCGUGCUGCUGGGCACCCCGGGGGCUCUGCGGACCGCGCUGCGGUGGCGCUUCCUGGUCCUUGGGCGGCUGCGCUGGCUGGUGCUGGACGAGGCGGACGCACUGAUAGACGACGAGUCCUUUGCCGCGCCGCUGCAAGAGGUCCUGGCGCACGCCCCACUUGCCGCGGGUGCCCCCGGGCCGGCUGGCCCCGGGGAGGAGAGGACCCAGGUGGUGGUGGUGGGAGCCACCUUCCCUGCGGGGCUCAGCCAGAUGCUUGCGAGGUUUGUCGACGUGGACUCCUUUGUCAACCUCAGUACCCAGAGUUUGCAUCGCCUGCCGUCGCAUGUCCAGCAGAAAUUUGUCCGUCUCAAAGGCCAGGACAAGCUGCCUGAACUGGUGCAGCUCCUCAAGGAGCGCUCAGCAUCCAGUGGGGCUGUCCUCAUCUUCUGCAACAGUGCCAGCACUGUCAACUGGCUGGGCUAUAUCCUGGAUGACCACAAAAUCAAGCACCUGAGGUUACAGGGACAGAUGUUGGCAGCUGCCAGAGCUGGCAUCUUUGCCUCCUUUCAGAAGGGAGAUGUGUCUGUCCUCAUCUGCACUGACCUUGCCUCACGGGGGUUGGACACUAGCAGCGUGCAGCUCGUGGUCAACUAUGACUUCCCAAACACCCUGCAGGAUUACCUACACCGCGUGGGGCGUGUUGGGCGGGUCGGAAGCAAGAUGCCUGGAGCUGUGGUUAGCUUUGUAACCCACCGAUGGGAUGUGGACCUGGUGCAGAAAAUAGAGACUGCUGCUCGAAAAAGGACAAGUCUCCCAGGCAUGGACGCUUCUAUUAAUGAACCUCCACCUAAAGCAGGUUGAUUUGAGUUGGUAAUAUGUGGCCUGGUAGGGACUAAAUUGAAUCCAUUAAGACACAACAAGUAAGUGUGUGAGGUAGGCUGAAAUGGUAGAGAAUUGACUUUCGGAACAAGAUGAUCUGGUUAACUUUGUGCACUGUGAUGUGCAGUUCUGUUGCAUUUCAAUGUCCUUUAUCAUUAGCAGCUAAACAUCAUUUUUUAAAAUGUCUACUGGCAGGAAAAAAGAAAUUAUCUUCCCAACCUUGUUGCAACUUUGACCCAAUUUAGUUACAUGGUGGAAAGGCAAAAUGACAAAUUAUGUUGGAUUUUUUUAUGGCAGCUUAUUCAGAGAAUUGUAGACCAGAUACCUCUAAAGAUGGGUGGGAGAAAAAUUGUAUAAUAAAACUGAAGGCUUUUUCAGGCUUUGAUGUCUUUCACUGAGAAUAAACAUUGGUGCUGCUUUAUUGUAUUAAAAAAGGCAUUGAGUCUUCA